AUGUGUUCAAUAGUGAAAAGACGUUCGUUGCUUCUGGAGCUGGGAUUGCUGAAUAGUUUGCUGAUUGGAGUCGGUGUUCUUCUAGUGUUUUGGUACAUUCGGUGGCGACAAAGCAGGAAGAAUCUGUACGAAGCGGCUGCGAAGGUGCCAACACCAGAAUGCAUGAUUCAACUACCUAUACUUGGUCACAGCCUUUACUUCAUCGGAGACACAGAACAGAUUUUGAAGAAUGUUUAUAAUAUAUCGUUGAAUAAGAGCGAAACGCCGUGCGCGGUUUGGUUGGCGCACAGGUUGUUCUUCUAUCUGAAGACACCUAAGCAAAUGGAAGUGGUUCUGAAUAGUCCGAAAUGCUUGGAGAAGGAUGAUUUGUAUAGGUUUUCCAAGCCGUUGAUAGGGCACGGACUCUUCAAUCUAAAUGUUGAAACGUGGAAAAAUCAUCGCAAAUUGAUUGCGCCCAGCUUCAAUCAAAGGCUUCUCGAUCAAUUCGUCGACGUCUUCGUCGAGCAGUCAAACAUUCUCACCAACAAAGUUCUCUCCAAAAAAGUGGGUAAAUUCUUCAACGUCGAAGAAUACAUAACAGCAGCUGCAUUGGAAAUGGUCACUCAAACUGCAAUGGGUAUAAAAACUAAUAAUCAAGAGAGCAAUUGCGAACUCGCCGAACAAUUGAACAGAGGUUUAGAUAUUAUGUUCAUGAGGAUGUUCAACGUUCUUCUCCAUUCGGAUUUUUUGUUCAAUUUGACUAGUUUGGCGAAAGAAGAAAGAACUAUCAUAAAUUCCUUCCAAGGUUUCAUUAGAAUGGUUAUUACUGAUAAAAGAGCAGAUUUCAAAAAGAAGGAGCAAGAAAUGAAGGAGUGCGUCGAAGCGCAAAUUGAUGAAUUCAAAGAGCGUAAAGUAUUCUUGGAUCAUCUCAUGGAAUUAUCUCAGAAUCAGCAGUUUACGGAUCAAGAAAUUAUUGAAGAAGUGCAAACAUUUAUGAUUGCUGGAUCAGACACUUCGGCUACAGUCGUUUCCUUCGUUUUAAUAUGUUUGGGAAUGUUUCCUGAAUACCAGCAAUUGGUUUAUGAAGAAAUCCUUGAAGUUGUUGGAUUAGAUCGAGACAUCGAGUGUACGGAUAUAGCGAAAUUGAAGUGCUUGGAGAAAUUUAUAAAGGAAACGAUGCGGUUGUUCCCAAUUGGACCAAACAUCGUUCGAAAAGUAACAGAAGAUCUUGAACUUGAUGGUCACAUUCUACCAAAAGACAGUGGAUUGGUUCUGGCUAUUUUCAGCAUCCACAGGAACGAGAAAUACUAUCCCAAUCCCAUGAAAUUCGACCCAGAGAGGUUUUCCCCCGAAGAAACCGCUAAAAGACAUCCGUACGCUUAUCUUCCAUUUUCUGCUGGACCAAGAAACUGCGUUGGUAUCAAAUUUGGUAUGACUGUUAUUAAGACAAUAGUUGCUUCGGUAACCAGGAAAUACUUCAUAGAAACGAGCUUCAAGACAAUCGAAGAAGUGCGAGUUAAGCAAUCCUUGAUCAUCAAGAGUUGCCUUGGUUUCCCAAUUAAAUUGACGGAACGUGUCAACACUUUACUAUGA
Messenger RNA from Nicrophorus vespilloides, 1572 nucleotides. RefSeq names its product cytochrome P450 4C1-like. The transcript is spliced from 10 exons. Bases 1 to 1572 code for a protein of 523 amino acids. The record is from RefSeq and is a predicted model, not a curated record. Gene Ontology annotation, molecular function: iron ion binding; monooxygenase activity; oxidoreductase activity, acting on paired donors, with incorporation or reduction of molecular oxygen. NCBI's taxonomy places the organism in Eukaryota, Metazoa, Arthropoda, Insecta, Coleoptera, Silphidae.